UGGGACGCGGCCCCUCGGCGCUUGCAACGCUCGCCCGGCGGCCGGGGCAGGAUGUUCACGUCCAAGUCCAACUCGGUGUCACCGUCGCCGUCGCUGGAGCAGGCGGACUCGGACGCGCUGGACAUCAGCACCAAAGUGCAGCUGUACGGGGUGCUGUGGAAGCGGCCCUUCGGGAGGCCGUCGGCCAAGUGGUCCCGGCGGUUUUUCAUCAUCAAAGAAAGUUUUCUUCUUUACUACUCUGAGAGUGAGAAAAAGAGCUUUGAAACCAAUAAAUACUUCAACAUACAUCCUAAGGGUGUCAUUCCUCUGGGGGGCUGCCUGGUGGAGGCCAAGGAAGAGCCCAGCAUGCCCUACGCCAUGAAGAUCUCCCAUCAGGACUUCCACGGAAACAUCUUAUUGGCUGCUGAGUCCGAGUUUGAGCAGACCCAGUGGCUGGAGAUGCUGCAGGAGUCUGGGAAGGUGACUUGGAAGAAUGCCCAGCUGGGAGAAGCCAUGAUCAAAAGCCUGGAGGCCCAGGGGCUGCAGCUGGCCAAGGAGAAGCAGGAGUAUUUAGACAAGCUGAUGGAGGAGACAGAAGAACUCUGCCUGCAGAGGGAGCAGAGGGAGGAGCUUGAGCGCCUGAACCAGGUGCUGGAGGCCGAGAAGCAGCAGUUUGAAGAGGUGGUGCAGGAGCUGAGGAUGGAGCAAGAGCAGAUCAAGAGGGAACUUGAACUGACUGCAAGAUGCCUCAAAGGUGUGGAACAAGAGAAAAAAGAGCUGAAGCACUUCACAGAAUCUUUGCAGCAGACGCUGGAGGAGCUCUCGAUUGAGAAGAAAAAAACCCUGGAGAUGCUGGAGGAGAAUGAGAACCAGCUGCAGACACCGGCUGACCAGCAGGAGCAGCCCUCGCCCACUGGGGGUCUCCACAGUAACCUCAGGCGGAUUGAGGAGAAGAUGCAGCAGCUCCUGGAGGAGAAGCUCCUGGCAGAGAAACGGAUGAAGGAGAACGAGGAGCGCUCGAGGGCCCUGGAGGAGGAACGGGAGUUCUACUCCAGCCAGUCCCAGGCGCUGCAGAACUCACUGCAGGAGCUGACUGCGGAGAAGCAGCAGGCAGAGCGGGAGCUCAAGGCCGAGGUGAAGGUCCGCAUGGACCUGGAGCGGCGUCUACGGGAGGCUGAGGGGGCGUUGCGCAGCCUGGAGCAAGGGCUCAACUCCAGGGUGCGGAACAAGGAGAAGGAGGAGAGGAUGCGGGCCGACGUGAGCCACCUGAAACGGUUCUUCGAGGAGUGCAUCCGGAACGCGGAGCUGGAGGCCAAGAUGCCGGUCAUCAUGAAGAACUCCGUGUACAUCCACAAGGCCGCCACACGUCGCAUCAAGAGCUGCCGUUUCCACCGCCGCCGCUCCAGCACCUCCUGGAACGACAUGAAGCCCUCCCAGUCCUUCAUGACCUCCCAAUUGGACGCCAACAACAUGGAGGAGCUGAAGGAAGUGGCCAAGAGGCUCAGCCGAGACCAGCGCUUCCGGGAAUCCAUCUACCACAUCAUGGCCACCCAGCCUGGACCCUCUUCGGCGCUUCCCCGGGGCGGGAAGUGAUGGGUACCCCCCCCCCCACACACACACACACACUGCCUCCUCUGGACUCUUUCCCUUGUGGGGAGGGGAAGGGCAGGACCAUUGCAGGGGGGAGGCCUGACGCUUUGGCCCAGCUUCACUCUCUUCUGGGGGGGCAGGCCUCACCCUCAAAAGACAGAUACCACUUUCAUCACCUCACACACCCAGCCCCAGCCCUUCCGCCUGGUCUGCCCCAGGUCCAUGCAGGCCCCAGUUAGGUGCUGCCUGUCUGUCACCAUGAGAUGGAAGGGACCAGGUUGUAUGUGGAGCUUAUUUUUGGUUGGG
This is a messenger RNA of Erinaceus europaeus (western European hedgehog), 1875 nucleotides long. It is a transcript of the gene PLEKHD1, whose product is annotated as pleckstrin homology and coiled-coil domain containing D1. The record is from RefSeq and is a predicted model, not a curated record. The transcript is spliced from 13 exons. Bases 52 to 1572 code for a protein of 506 amino acids. Lineage: Eukaryota; Metazoa; Chordata; Mammalia; Eulipotyphla; Erinaceidae.